This is a messenger RNA of Osmia lignaria (orchard mason bee), 2144 nucleotides long. Its product is annotated as transducin beta like ebi. Gene Ontology annotation, biological process: regulation of transcription by RNA polymerase II. Gene Ontology annotation, cellular component: histone deacetylase complex. Gene Ontology annotation, molecular function: protein binding; transcription corepressor activity. NCBI's taxonomy places the organism in Eukaryota, Metazoa, Arthropoda, Insecta, Hymenoptera, Megachilidae. The record is from RefSeq and is a predicted model, not a curated record.
CGACCUCGACGCGGCAAAUCUCGGCGUCCGACCUGAAUGAAAGCGACUUUUUGGCGGAACUUCCUAUAAAUAUGUUGUGCUAGUAUCGUGAAGGCUAAGAACGAUGAGCUUCUCUAGCGAUGAAGUUAAUUUCUUGGUUUACCGAUACCUGCAAGAGUCCGGAUUUCAACAUUCUGCCUACACAUUUGGUAUAGAAUCACAUAUAUCACAGAGUAAUAUAAAUGGAGCAUUAGUACCACCAGCAGCACUUUUAUCAAUCCUUCAGAAAGGGUUACAGUAUACAGAAGCAGAGAUAUCAAUAGGUGAAGAUGGCACUGAACAAAGAAUGGUGGAAUCAUUGUCCCUUAUCGAUGCUGUUAUGCCUGAUGUUGUUGCAUCAAGGCAAAAUCAGAUUAAUCAGCAGAAACAACAGGUGAAAACAGAAGUACAAGAUACAAAUGGGGAAGAAGUUGUCACCUCCAAUGAAGGUGUAGGUACAAAUGAGAGAGCGGGAGAUAGGACAGAAAUGGAAGUGGAUGAACAGCAACAAGGAACAGGAACAGGAACUACCGCUAGCGCUGUUGAAAUUCCAGCAAGUAAAGCUACAAAAUUGCGUGGUCAUGAAUCAGAAGUUUUCAUAUGCGCAUGGAAUCCAACAACUGAUCUUUUGGCAUCUGGUUCUGGUGAUAGCACAGCUCGUAUUUGGGAUAUGUCUGAUAAUUCUCAGGCACCGAAUCAGCUCGUUCUUCGUCACUGUAUACAAAAGGGUGGUACCGAAGUUCCAAGUAACAAAGAUGUUACUUCAUUGGAUUGGAAGUGCGACGGUACCUUAUUAGCAACCGGAAGUUACGAUGGUUAUGCACGAAUUUGGACAACGGACGGUAGAUUAGCUUCUACCUUAGGGCAGCACAAAGGUCCAAUUUUCGCAUUAAAAUGGAAUAAACGCGGUAACUAUAUAUUGAGCGCUGGUGUCGAUAAAACAACAAUUAUAUGGGAUGCUGAAAGUGGACAGUGUACUCAACAAUUUAGUUUUCAUUGUGCGCCUGCUUUGGAUGUCGAUUGGCAAACAAAUACAUCAUUUGCUAGUUGUUCCACAGAUCAGUGUAUUCAUGUAUGCAAGCUUAACGUUGAUAAACCAAUCAAGAGCUUCCAAGGACACACGAAUGAAGUUAAUGCUAUAAAAUGGGAUCCUCAAGGCAAUCUGUUGGCCAGUUGUUCGGAUGAUAUGAGUCUUAAAAUUUGGUCAAUGAAACAAGAUACAUGGGUGCACGAUCUUCAAGCUCACAGCAAAGAAAUAUAUACUAUUAAAUGGUCGCCAACUGGCCCUGGAACUCAUAAUCCAAAUAUGAAUUUAACAUUAGCUAGCGCAUCAUUUGAUUCUACCGUAAGGUUAUGGGAUGUAGAAAGAGGUGCAUGCAUCCACAAACUUACGAAACACACGGAGCCAGUGUAUAGUGUAGCAUUUAGUCCAGAUGGUAAAUUUCUUGCUAGUGGAAGUUUUGACAAAUGUGUUCAUAUUUGGUCCACUCAGAGUGGUCAACUGGUACACAGUUACAAAGGUACAGGAGGAAUUUUCGAAGUGUGUUGGAAUAGUCGAGGAGAUAAAGUUGGUGCUUCUGCAUCCGAUGGGAGCGUGUUUGUACUUGACCUUCGUAAACUGUGAUCGCAAUCGUACUAUAGACUAUACUUAAUUUUUCGGACUCAUUACGGUUCUAAGUUACCUUCAUUGCUUUCUAUUUUGUUUUUAUUCGGUUCUUCAUUUUCGAAAAUACUGGCGAUGUUAUACAACUAUUCGAACUAUUUGUGCUUGUUGAAUAUGAUUUAAUAGAGUAUUAAUUAUUUAUAUAUAGGACUAAAAUGGUUUAAUAGUUUACGAGUUGAUAGAAUUUGAACAUAUAUAUAAUGAAAAUAAUAAAUUUCCUUUAAUUAUCUUCCCGAUAAUCUGUUAGAAAAUGUUCACAAAAAUAAUUGUACAUUAAUAUUCUCGAUUGUGACCAUUGUACAGUUUGCAACAGUUUGACAGUCAUAUUUUCAGAGAAAAAUGAAAUAUUAUCUUCAUUCGCUGGAAGUGAAUGAGGCACAUGUUGUAAUUGUAAUAAUACUAAGUAUUAUAUAAACAUUGCUGAUAAGUAAAAAAAGAAAAUAAACUUUUAUAAAGAAUAGUA